UAUUAGAUAAUUAUCGAACAGACCAUAAUACCCAAACCUAGCUCCCACUCGGGCAGACCACCGAUCAGCUCUGGUGAAGGAAACUGUUUGGCGCCAUUUUGACAAACAGAUUGUGCGCUUCCACUUAGACUGCACCAAAACAACUUCAGCAUGAAGUUGCUGCGUUGCUUGCUUCUACUCCUUUUGAUAGCGGCACUUGUUCUUGAGUCAGACGCUUGGAGGCGUCGACGUCGCCGCCGCCGCCGAGCAGUGGGAUGCUCUACAGCACCAAGCCUGGCCUACACAUAUAGGAGCGGCUGUUCCUCUCCAUACGCCCAUGGGGAGAGGUGUUACUACCGAUGUUACUCUGGGUACACUCAAGUCUCCGGCAGCACCACUAGGACCUGCUCUAAUGGACGCUGGACUGGGUACAACCUGGUCUGCAGGGCUUCCACCUGCUCUACACCACCAACCCUGGCCUACACCACCAGGACCGGCUGUUCCUACCCCUACACCAAUUGGGAGAGUUGUUUCUACCGGUGCAACUCUGGGUACACUCAAGUCUCCGGCAGCACCGUUAGGACCUGCAGUAAUGGAGGCUGGACUGGGUACAACCUGGUCUGUAGGAGAGAUUUGGGCUGCUCUUCGCCACCAACCGUAGUCAACACCUUCAGGAGCGGCUGUUACUCCCCCUACACCAAUGGGGAGAGGUGUUACUACCGGUGCCGUCCUGGGUACACCCCAGUCUCCGGCGGUACAGUUAAGACCUGCAGUAAUGGGCGCUGGACUGGGACCAACCUGGACUGUAGGAGAGGAUCAGGUUUGAGAUGCCCAGCUCCACCAACCCUGGCCAACACCUACGUAACCGGCUGCUCUUACCCCUACACCCAUGGGGAGAGGUGUUACUACCACUGCCGUUCUGGGUACGGUAGCACCACUAAGAUGUGUUACUAUGGAUACUGGUCUGGAAUCACCCUGGUUUGUUCAUAAGGAGGUGGCUGGUUAUUCAGAGGACGUUAACUGCAGUUCCAGACAAAUGUCCUCAAUAAACAACUAUUAAUGCGACGUCAUCACCCCCUAUAGUGGGCAGACACCAUUAAAGAGUUCGAACUUUGAACGUCAUAGUUUAAUGCAAUGAAACAAGGCCUUAUAAAAGUACUUCAACACAUUUUCAAUUCUUCAAACUCGUCUGCGCCAUAUGCAUGAAGUCAUAAAUGUUUGCAUCCUAAAUAUACAAGGGAAUUCGUCUUUAAUUAGGUUGACAAGCUAAAAGUCCAAAAAAGCUGACAAGACUCAACAGUAAACGAAGUUUUGACCUCACUUUCUAAAGUAUUUAUCCGCUCUGGCCAUACAACUCCUAAUUGGCGAAAUAAUCUAAAUUUGAACAAAGUAUGAGAAAGUGUAGGCUCAGCCUUUUUCUUGACGAAAUUUUCAAAAGUAUCCAAUCCAGACAAAAUGUUGUAAAAAAAUAAAAAAAAAGAUAAUUAAAUGUAUCAACAAGGGACACGAAUCGAUCGUGUUCGUUACUUCACCUGACAACUCAAUUUUGACAAAAGCCCAUAUGUCUGAACAAUAUCUAUGAUUAGAAAACAUCGACCUUUUUUUCUCGGGUGUUAAUUGUUAUUUAGAAAAAAAGUUGAAGCUAAAAGAUUUUGUUCCUCACAUUUAUAGGUGAUAGCGUCAAGCUAUAAAUCUUGUUAAUAAAAU
This is a messenger RNA of Branchiostoma belcheri (Belcher's lancelet), 1686 nucleotides long. Its product is annotated as sushi, von Willebrand factor type A, EGF and pentraxin domain-containing protein 1-like. Bases 151 to 969 code for a protein of 272 amino acids. The record is from RefSeq and is a predicted model, not a curated record. The transcript is spliced from 7 exons. Lineage: Eukaryota; Metazoa; Chordata; Leptocardii; Amphioxiformes; Branchiostomatidae.